GUAGCUUGGUUGCUAAGCAAACAAGACGCUAGAUCGGUUGGGUUUUGUCAUUGCUCACGGUAGGAGCCUUCUCUGUCUUUCCCAGCCGCCUACUUUCAAUCUUUUUUUAAAGUAAAAUGUAUACUAGUAGUAUGGCAAAGAAGGAACCUUACGAAAGAAAUUCGUUUUAUAAUCUCCGACCUUUACCGUCAAGAGGAACAAGAAAGCGAAAUCCCGAUGAAGAUUUUAUACUCCGUGGUCGUCGAACUCCUGUUAGGUUGAAGCCCCAGAACUACCGAACCAACUCUGAGAUGACCAUAUCUGCUGCAGGAGUUACACAUAGAAGCAUGAGAACACCCUCAAGGCAAUUGGUGAAUUUUCAGGAAUCACAGACGUCUGAUGAAGAGUUAGACCGUGAGGUUGAUUUAGCUUUGGACUUGUCAGAAUUUGCUGAUGGACCAGAAGAAGAGCUUGCUAGGUUGAAAGAUAAAUCAAGUGAAAAUGAUACAUUUUUGAACAGUACUUACAACUCAGACAAUUGGUUUAUAAAGCCACUUCACCGGACAACAAGUGCACCAGUUGACAUUGAGGAAAUUGCCAGACGACAGCCUCUUAAAGCUUCUGUGUUAAGGUCAGCUAUGGAAGGAAAUGUGACAAGUGUUCCCAGUGAAAAGAUCAGGACAACACCAAUCAAUGACUUUGAUUUGUCACUCUUUAGAGAAGCAGAAAAUCACAUGUUAAGUUCACGAACAAUAAGUGCUUUAGCAACACCAUAUCAAGAAGAACUGGCUAGGUUAAGAUUAGACAGGCUGCGUUUAGAGGAGGAAAGGCUUCUCAAAAAAAAAUGUGUGGAUGAACUUGAAAGAAUCCGUGGACCUAAACCGAGGUGGUAUGAACUCAAGACUCCUGAAUUUCACUGUGAAGCAAAGAGGAACAAUGAUAUACUAUCGCUGUCAGGCCACUAUGAAGAUAUCAUGGAAUACAGAAAACAGCUUUUGUCUUGUGUUGGAGAAGAAAAGGUUGCACAAUAGUGGUGGUGGACUGUGAACCUUGCACAUAGAAAUAAGAAAUGUAUAUUUCUCAUGCAAAUAUCAUUUGCUUUAAGAUGGAAGUUUCUAUCACAAACUUUUGCGUCAUUAUUUUUUUUACUGAACUUUCAGAUCUGAAUAAAAUUUUUUGUUCCUAACUGAUUAUAAAGCUAUGAGUGUUUUAUAUAAUUAUAUUGGUAUUGGCUUCAGUUAGUUUUGUUUAAAUGAAAUAUGUGCCCAAUUUAUGUUAGGUAAUGAUAAAAGUGUAAUCAUCUUAACAGCAUAUUAAAAAAAAUAAUAAUGAGUGCUUUACUUUUGUCUAAGUAGCUAUCUGGACCAUCUGCAAAACUAGGCCUUAUGAAUUUUCCAUAUAGUUCUAUUCCAUUAACUUUCUGUGGAAACAUCACAAUGUGAAGAUUACAAAAAUCACUUGCUAUGUUUAUCACACUGUGAAGAAUAAUAUGUUAUCACAUAUCAUCCAAGAAUCCACAACCUAAUGCCAUUAUGCAAAAUAUAUUGGUACGAGACUCAAAUAGUGUGUGAAAAUCUUGAGGGAUAUACCUUUUUUUAAGACAAAUAUAUGAGAAAAUUGAAGAGUGUAUAUGGGAAAAUUCUAGAGGAGGCAAAACUUUCACAAUUUUUAGUUAUUCUAUUUAGCUGUGUGCCGGAUUCAAUGCUUUCACAAAUGUUUCAAAAUAAAAGAACAGUUGUCUUUGAGAUUUUUUUCCAAGAUCAAAAUAAAGUUCUGAACAUGUUCA
Messenger RNA from Pocillopora damicornis (cauliflower coral), 1765 nucleotides. RefSeq lists its product as uncharacterized. NCBI's taxonomy places the organism in Eukaryota, Metazoa, Cnidaria, Anthozoa, Scleractinia, Pocilloporidae. The record is from RefSeq and is a predicted model, not a curated record.